GAUACUUUAUAUUCGGUAUUCCGUUAGCUCGCCCGCUCUGGUCACACUGGCACUUCGCAAAUAAAUUAUUUGCACACAAAAGUAAGCACUUUACAAAAGUAAUGUGUACUAUAUAGUUAAUCAAAUACAUGUUCGACCCAUCGUUAUGCCCAUGAGAUCGAGUUCACAUCCGCGAAACGAGUGAAAUGGAAAGAAAGUGAUUGCAUUGCCGAUUCGCCCCACGAACAGUUGUUUGUGCGUGUGUGUGUUUGUACUUAGUGACGUGCGCUCGCUGCGCUGCAACUGCGCUGCUGCUACGCCGCUUUGCUGGACUGCAACGCAAAAAGGGAACCCAAAAUAUUGGAUAGCCAUCCAUAGAAAUUGCCCACGUAGGAUCGCCUGAACGCAGGAUGGAGAAGUUUCCGCUGAAGGGCAGCAGGGAGGCCGCCGCGGAGGGCAACAGCUACAUAACCGCCUACCAAACGGUCAUGAAAAAGUCGAACGGCCACACAAACGGAGCCGGCGGAGACGGUAACCUAGACGGAACUUUUCGUGACCACCCGCUAGCGCAGCACGCCAAACUGACCACUUCGCUGACGGCGGCGGGAACCGACGACGAGGACAUGAUCGACAUCACACCGCGCUCCAGUCCGGGUGAUGUGAUCGGCGGCGGCGGAGGAGGAAGCAGCAGUGGCUAUCACCGGGAAACGGCCACCGAAUCGGACACCGAACGAGAUUUCGGACACUCUGGCGGCAGCGGCGGCGGCAAUCACCACAAUCAGCGGACAAUGCACCAGCAUGUGCCAACUCACAGUGCCUUCGGCGAUCCCAUGGACGGAGCACUAUCCUUCUAUGGUUCCUCGGACGUACAAGAUGAUAUUCCUGGCAUUGGACAGUACGAAGAUUUUCACACCAUUGAUUGGCAGCGGGACAUUGCCCGCGAUCGUAUGCGACAUCGCUACAUAGUCAAGAAGCGACAGGACUCCCUGUGGGAUCUGAUAAAGGGUUCCAUUGAUGCCGGAUCUGGCUGGCUAUGUGUUUUACUCGUCGGAAUUGCAGCAGGCUGUGUUGCAGGCAUGGUGGACAUUGGAGCCAGUUGGAUGUCGGAUCUAAAGCAUGGCAUUUGCCCACCCGCCUUUUGGUUUAACAGGGAACAAUGCUGCUAUCCGGCUAAACAGUCGGUGUUUGAAGAAGGCAACUGCUCGACGUGGAAAACCUGGCCAGAGAUCUUCGGUUUGGAUCGAAAUGGCACCGGACCAUAUAUCGUCGCCUAUAUCUGGUAUGUGCUGUGGGCUUUGCUAUUUGCUUCCCUCAGCGCCUCCCUUGUGCGAAUGUUUGCGCCCUACGCCUGCGGAUCUGGUAUUCCAGAGAUUAAGACCAUUUUGUCGGGCUUCAUCAUACGCGGCUACCUAGGAAAAUGGACGCUGCUAAUCAAAUCAGUGGGUCUGAUGCUGUCCGUGUCCGCCGGCCUCACUUUGGGAAAAGAAGGUCCUAUGGUCCACAUUGCCAGUUGUAUUGGAAACAUAUUUUCCCACGUUUUCCCAAAAUACGGUCGAAAUGAGGCGAAGAAGCGUGAGAUUCUUUCGGCAGCAGCAGCUGCAGGCGUCUCUGUGGCCUUCGGAGCACCAAUCGGUGGAGUUCUGUUUUCCCUGGAGGAAGUGUCCUACUAUUUCCCACUGAAGACAUUGUGGCGCUCAUUCUUUUGUGCAUUGAUCGCCGCAUUCGUUUUACGAUCGCUAACUCCGUUUGGCAACGAGCAUUCCGUGCUCUUUUUCGUGGAGUACAACAAGCCCUGGAUCUUUUUCGAACUUAUUCCUUUUGUUUUCCUCGGAAUUAUGGGGGGUGUUAUUGGCACGUUUUUCAUCAAGGCCAAUUUGUUUUGGUGCCGCUACAGGAAGUUCAGCAAGCUUGGCCAGUAUCCAGUAAUGGAAGUGCUCUUUGUGACCCUGGUCACUGCCAUUAUUUGCUACCCCAAUCCAUUCACCCGUAUGAACAUGAACGAGCUGAUAUUCCUAUUGGUGAGCAAGUGCUCACCCGGAGAUGUCACCAAUCCGUUGUGUGAUUACAAGCGCAUGAACAUAACGUCGGGCAACACUUUCAUUGAGGUUACGGAACCAGGUCCCGGUGUAUACAGCUCCAUUUGGCUGCUGAUGCUCACCUUUAUACUUAAACUGGCCCUGACCAUCUUUACUUUUGGCAUGAAAGUGCCCGCUGGUCUGUUUAUUCCGUCCCUGCUGCUGGGCGCCAUCAUGGGCCGCAUUGUGGGAAUCGGCGUGGAACAGUUUGCCUACAGCUACCCCAACAUUUGGUUCUUCACCGGCGAAUGCGCGGACAGCAAUCUUAUCACUCCCGGAUUGUAUGCGGUUGUGGGAGCAGCUGCUGUGCUGGGAGGUGUCACUCGAAUGACCGUCUCCCUGGUAGUGAUCAUGUUCGAAUUGACAGGCGGAGUGAGGUAUAUUGUGCCCCUGAUGGCUGCUGCCAUGGCGUCCAAGUGGGUGGGUGAUGCUCUCGGCAGGCAAGGUAUCUACGAUGCGCACAUAGCGCUGAAUGGUUAUCCGUUCCUAGAUAGCAAAGAAGAGUUUGCGCAUACAACACUGGCCGCAGAUGUGAUGCAACCAAAACGGAAUGAAACUCUGAAUGUCAUUACCCAAGACUCCAUGACGGUGGACGAUGUGGAGAACCUUCUUAAAGAGACCGAACACAAUGGCUAUCCAGUUGUGGUGUCGCGGGAGAAUCAAUAUUUAGUGGGUUUUGUGUUGCGCAGGGAUCUUAACUUGGCCAUAGGCAAUGCCAAGCGUCUGAUCGAGGGCAUUAGCAGCAGCUCUAUAGUUUUGUUCACAUCAUCCCAGCCCAUUCAAAAUCUGGGACCCCAGCCGCUGAAGCUGAAAAAGAUCCUGGACAUGGCACCGAUUACAGUAACGGAUCAAACGCCAAUGGAAACGGUAGUGGACAUGUUCCGAAAGCUUGGCCUUCGCCAAACAUUAGUUACACACAACGGUCGCUUACUAGGAGUAAUUACCAAGAAAGAUGUCCUGCGCCACGUGAAGCAGAUGGAUAACGAAGACCCCAAUACGGUGCUCUUCAACUGAAUUUAUCAGCCAAUCAGAAGCUGGGCGAGCGCUGCUUCUAGUUAUUAUUAUGUGAACUAUGUGCAAAAUGCAGAUUGCAAUCUAAGCUUAAGUGAAAAGUUGAACGAGUGGACGUAAAGUGGACUGAAAUGGAUUAGAGUGGUAUCGCGUGAUUGAAACAGAUAGGAUCGGACGUUCGAACGCGAGAGAUUUAGCAAAAUUGUGUGCAGUUCUAUUAUAUAUUUAUAUAUCGCAUAUAUCUCGUUAAUGUUAAUUGUAUAAUUUAUUUUACUGUAGGCAAAUGGUUAUAAAAGAUUAGUGUAUUCA
Molecule: messenger RNA, 3374 nt
Organism: Drosophila erecta
Lineage: Eukaryota; Metazoa; Arthropoda; Insecta; Diptera; Drosophilidae
Gene: ClC-c
Product: H(+)/Cl(-) exchange transporter 5
Exons: 10
Coding region: 390-3068 (892 amino acids)
Biological process (GO): chloride transport; transmembrane transport
Cellular component (GO): membrane; early endosome; Golgi apparatus
Molecular function (GO): voltage-gated chloride channel activity
Source: RefSeq, a predicted model, not a curated record